CGAGUACUCGAUUAUUCGGUACAAUCGUUUCAGCCCUACUAAAUAAUUAAUUGUACUGCAAAGUACAGUGCAAGCGCAUGCGACGAUCGAUCGAUUCAAUACUUCACUGUAUUGUUUUUGCCUCCGUUCGUGUCCUCGUAGCAAACUGACUCUCUCUGGAUGAAGCUUGGCAGAAGCAAUGGCGACUUCCAAUGCUGAGUUUGAAGAGGAAAUCCUGAUUGAAUCGACCGAUCAUCGCAAAAUCGCCAACGAGCCGCCAGUUGACUCGCCGCACCACGCACCCUACCACGCCACGUUCAACAUCAAAAUGGGCUGCGUGAAGUGCGGCGAGAGUGGCCGCGGGACGGCGUUUUUGCUGCACGACCUGAACCGGCUAUCUGGCGAGUAUUAUUACCUGGCCACUGCGGCUCACAACCUCUACUGCUACAAUUGCGGCGACUACCGGUGGGUGCAAAUCAUCGAGAAAUGGCAGGGGACUAGUGAAAGCCCGUCACCUGUGUUUCUGUCCAAAAGGAUAACAAAGAAGAAUGCCGAUGGGUGGCUGAAGGUGCCUGAAUGGUACUUUAAAGAAUGCGAAGCAAAGUGCCAAGGCAGAUCGGUUCCCACACGAUUAUGGCAUUGUUGCUGCCUCGAGGGAGACCACCAUGUCAGCUCCGUUCACGACUUUGAGCAAGGUGUUGAAGGCUGCGCCAAAUGCGACUGAAAAGAAGAAAAACUCGUUCCUGCUCGGCUUUCCAGGGUGGAUCAAAGUGAAUGGCGCUUGGGACAAAGCAAAGAAAUGCAAGUAUUGGGUAGAAACACCGGGCAGUGUGGAAGGGUUCAACGGUGCGCUCUUCAAGCAUUAUAUCGACUCCAGCGCUGGACAGAGCGGCUGUGUGCUGUACACCUUAGACGAGGCCGGGAAGAAAGCUUCGGCGCUCGGUAUCCAUGUGGGUGGAAUCAAAGCGGAAAAGUACAACGUGGCGGUCAAGCUGUGCAGCGGAUCAUCCGCCAUGGCAGAGCUGAAAGUCUGGGCGUCCAAUCCACCCCAUGAUGAUGAAGAGGAAUUUGACCUGGAUGAUGACGACGUCGAGUACAAAGAGAUGGAGGCAGAGGAGAGCCCAAUUUCCUGCAAGAUCCAGUGCGAGAGGAAAAAGAGUAAGUUCUUUGAAGUAGUAUCUUCAAAAAUGGUCUUGUGCAGAGAUGAUUUCUGAAUCACCACUGCAUUCUUUAUGUGCUCUCUCAAGCACGCCACAUAAUCAAAAAACGUUUCCUGUUUCGCACAAUUUCUGUCGUGGUGCUAUGUCAUAGGCCAGGUAUUCAGGCACAAUGGCGAAUGCAUUGCUUAUGAAAGUUAGUUAUCGACGCUCCGGAGCAUUAUUC
This is a messenger RNA of Sycon ciliatum, 1362 nucleotides long. RefSeq lists its product as uncharacterized. NCBI's taxonomy places the organism in Eukaryota, Metazoa, Porifera, Calcarea, Leucosolenida, Sycettidae. The coding region runs from base 645 to 1193 and encodes 182 amino acids. The transcript is spliced from 2 exons. The record is from RefSeq and is a predicted model, not a curated record.